CGAGUGACCCGACAACGUCGCUCGCUGGAUCGCGAACACUGCUGCACCUAACAGUCGUCGUUCGGCUGUUCUUUCGUGGCCAGUAGCGUGGAGCGUGGAUACUAGGUAGUGGGCAGUGGUCGUCGCUGUCCGCGUCUCUGAAGUCUGACAGUGUGUGUCGGACUGUCGCGUUACUGUCCACGCGGGCCCGAUUGGGGCCUCUCCCCUACGAUACAGAGAGAGAGAGAGAGAGAAAAAAAGAAAGAGAGAAGGCCGAGAGAAGUUCGCGGGUACACACGAUGACACAUUCGGUAACGCAAUCGUCGACAACAACGAGCGUACCCAACGGGACAGAUGCGGCAACGGUCGAGCUGACAGCGAUCGUGACGAAUACAACAAUAACAACGGCAACGAGAUUACAACAGCAACAGCAGCAGCGUACCCGUUUACCACGAUAGUACGUCGCUGUCGCAGCGUGACGAGGGAGGACGGGGGGGGGAGGAGGAAAAAAAAGGAGAGCGCGUUUCGCGUUCCCGAAUGCGGAUGUGUCGCGUCGCGCGCUCCGAACGAGAUACACGCACCCGCCGCCCGAGUUCGUUCCAGGAAGCGCCUAGCGGGGAGAAACGUCUCGUCGCCACGAAGUAUACGAGAGUUACACACGUGAGAGAGAGGUGUAGGAGAGAAAGAAACCGCGAGAGGACACAAGCUAGCUCGAAUUGAUCGUUGCCCACGUUAUACGUGCAUUGGCGCGGUACACGAAGGGGAAAGCGGGAGAAGGACAGAGAGAGAAAGGAAAAGAGGGGAAAAAGAACAGAGUUACGAGAAAGAGGGAGAGAGAGAGAGAGAGAGAGAGAGAGAGAGAGAGAGAGACGGGCGCCAUUCGGAAGUAACAGUGUCAAAGCACUCGCAGCCGUCUCGGAGCAGCAGUCUGCGCUAAAUCGUGCGAUGGAACGCGCGAGCCGCGCGCGUGCCAUCGUCCUCCCCGUCGUCGUCGUCGUCGUCGUCAACGCGUAUCGAAGAUACGCGCGUGAGGAACAGUGAGGAAGUCCAAAGUAACAGCAGUGAUCGUCGUCGCCGUCGUCGAGUCAAGUGUCGCUGGAAGCGAGAGCGCUACUCUCUCUCGAACUCUCGGAACCGUCUCGUCGUCUCCGUCCGAUCGGAGCCGAACGCACAGCUCGCCCUCUCGCUCUUGCCUUCGUGGCGCGGGCGCCGCCACCCGCCACCACCGCUUGCCUGCCUGCCUUUCCGCCGCCGCUGCCAGCGGAGUUUUCACUGCGGCGCGCGUGUGCCACACGCGCAUACGUUCCGCGUACGUGUGCGCGCGCGACGAGAUACACGACGAGCGGACGGACGAAUGCGACCGGUCCUACCGUGCGUACGUGCCGGAGCGAAUCGAGGAAAGCCCCGAGGGGGAAAAAUUCUCCCGGAUAAUGAAAUGCUGCUCCGCGUGCACCCUGGACUAGUAAAGUGAUCGGUCGCCGUGCUUUUCCGUGUGUAUACCUUUCUGCGGGAAGGAUAGAGAAGGUGGCGGAACGGAAGGAAAAGAAGGAGGAGGAGGAGGAAGCAGCAGCAGCAGCAGCAGCAACGAAAGAGAGAGAGAGAGAGAGGCAGACACAGAUUAGGUUAGGCUGAACUCACGUCCCGUCUCCCCUCCCCCCUCUCUCUCAUUCCUCUGCUGCGGCACGAUAGGACGCUCUAUCUCGCUUCGAUGUGCACGCCCGUUUCCAUCUGACUUGUGCGGCGCUCUCGAGAGACGAGGACGGCAUGACGGAGUGGGAAGAGAAGAGACCGAGGAAAGGGAGCAAGGAUAGACUGCUGCAGGAUCCGAGGUGGAAAAACGGUGGAAAGACACAAAUGCCGAUCGCCGAUGGAACAACCUCUACGGUCGGCGCAUCGACGACAACGGCAACGAGGACGGCGACAGCGACAGCAGCAGCAACGACGACGACGACGACGACCACCCAUCAUCAUCAUCAUCGUCACCAUCAACAUCACCAUCACCAUCAUCAUCGUCACCACCACCAUCACCACCAUCACGUAUCCCUCGCCGCUGGCAUGUGUUUCAUCGACAGACUUUCAGGGAAGCGGCGGCACGUGCACCGGAGUUCGGGCCCAGGUGGUGUCGCCCGCGUUGCUGAGGAAACGCAAGAAGGAGAGGUCAAUGAUAGAGGAUGCCGCCGAGAGGAGGAAAAGGCGGACGGGAUAUCAAUCGAAGAGAUUAGCUCCUCGUCGGUAUCUAGGAGCAAAGUUCCCGUUGAUGAUGAUGUCACCGAUCGCCAUUAUCAUUCGCCACCUUACCUCUGCUGUAAUCACCGUUACCAUAGUCAUCGUCUCCCGUCGUCGUCGUCGUGUCAACGAUACCACCAUCGAAGGGAUAUCGAUGACGGGAGCAGCGACGGCAAUGUCGACGAUACCGGCGACAAUGACGACGAUAGUGGCGACGAUGAUGACGAGAGGGAUGAGAACGAUGAGAUCGACAACGACAAAGAGGAGCAGGAGGACGAUAAGUGCCUCGAACGUCUCCAACCUCGCCUUGAUCGGUUCUACGAUCCGCGGCCGCGCGGAAAUGGCGACAUCGACGCUGAAGUCCAAGUCCGUCGAACCGAGACGACGACGACGACGAUUGUUCAUCCUCUCACGCGUACCUCACCUAUCACGACCACCGCCGUCGCCCACCCCUCUAUCGUCACUGCCAUGACGAGAGGAUGCAAAAUUCCGCCUUACUUCACGACUAUACUACUUCUUUCCUACACUCUUUUCGGUAUAGCAGACGCUUGCUCGUCGCGUUCAACACCAAGACCAAGGCCGCCGACGCCAACGGAUCGGCCAAAUAUUACAUUCCACAUGUACACGUGUCCACCGGAUUACGCAGAGUGGUAUUGUUUGAACGGCGCCACGUGUUUUACCGUGAAAAUUGUCGACUCCCUUCUGUACAACUGUCUAUGCGCCAAUGGAUUUAUCGGGCAAAGAUGCGAGUUUAAAGAUUUGGAUGGUUCCUAUUUACCUUCACGGCAACGAGUAAUGUUGGAGACAGCCAGCAUCGCCGGUGGUGCCACAAUAGCAGUAUUCCUCGUCGUUAUUAUUUGUGUAACGGCUUACAUUCAUUGUAAACGAAAACAGAAGGAAUUACGGUCGAGCAAUAAUUCCGUCGAUACAGUGGAUGGUCCUGGUCGAGAUCCGGAGCUGAGGCCGUUCAGCAAUCGCUCUCUUAUGAUCUUUAUGGCCAAGAAUACUAACAACUCGGCGACGAUAGAGCAGACGAGAAUGCCCAACUGGAAUAGUUCAGACACAGAGUCGAUGAGAAUGGCGUCCAUCAGUGAGAGCAAGCACUCGAGUCAAUAGCGAACUGCAUGACGCGUCGUCUAUAUACAACGUUUUACCACGAUUUGUUAUCGGCGAUAUUCGAGACGUACGAGAAAUCAUCGGACAAACUGUCCGAUUUAAUUGAAAGUAGUUUGAAAUGUCUCAAGACAGCAGCGGCCUUUAGUAGCCUUUACUAGCGAACUUGUUGAGAAAUAUUCUAAUUAUUUAAUUCAGCGAGUGAUGAACAACCAUUCUAACGCGGUGCUGAGAGAUGCAAAUCAAGUACGAUUUCUGAGCUGAUGACACGUACCAAAUACGACGAUGUAGAUCUCUCUCUUCGAUUAUUAUAUCAUUAUAUCGAGCUCAUUAUAUUCCCGUACUGUCAUAAUAUAUCUUCUGUUUUAAUCGAAGGGACAUUUGAUGCUCGUUGAUUAUAUCGUGUAUUCCUUCUAAUGAAUAUUUUUAUGAACAGUUCGCGAAGAAUAAAGCUUUUGUCCAAAAGUCUAAAGAGACUUUGCAUGAAUAACAUGAUGUUCGAGGACAAAACAUUUCCGUAGAUUUCUCUGUGAAAAUGAUAGGCUCGUGACCAUUGAAUGUCGUUUUUACGCAAAUGUUUGUAUAGUAUCGCGUCUUACUUUCAUCACUCAUUAUCAACGAACAAGAAAAACAAAAAAGUAAUACAUGUGUCAGUUGCAAAAGUAGUGCCUUUCUACUCUCGUUUGUAAAAAAGCAAAUAGUUGUGCGGUGCAUCUGAUCAAAAAGAAUCAAAUAGGGGGAAAAGAGAGAGAAAAUCGCCUGUGUGUUUACUUCUCUCUACUUAAAAUUCGCGACGAGCGUCGUCUAAUUACUAAUCGUGUUAUGAGCGCAGGACGUUGAUACACGCUAGUGACGAAAUAUCCUCUUGUAAAACACAAUAGCUGUAAAGCGCUGAGUAGACAAGGUAAAACCUUUGAUUUUUGGUACGUGACGCUACUCAUGCUACUCGAUCCCUAAUUUCGUUCGUUAUUUACGAAAGACUUUAAAAUCUGGAUAGCAAUUAUGUAACUUUUUCUUAUGUAAGAAUUUUCUCCAUUAAUCUUUAAUGGUAAAAAUUUUAACUUUUCCACAUUUCUAUCCUACGAAAAACUUACACAUUGUUGUUCCGGUAUUUUCGCAUAUAUACGAUGAUAAACACAAAUGCGUUUUGUCAUGAUGUAUCACGUUCUUUCGUCGCAGAGGUCUAACGCAUUGCGACCGGAUUUAGUAAUUUGCAUCAUAUUUUCCCUUAGGCUCUUCCAAAGAACGUUCACGAACGCGAUCGAACGUACCACUAGUAUCAAAGGGUUAAAUGAACAUAUGUGUCUUACAUAGAAGUAUCUAAGAUUUAAAUUUAGAUUAAAUCCAACGUCUUACCAGAAAGCAAUAGUUCCCUAAGCACAUAUGAAGUACAUUUUGCCGCUAAAAUAGAGAAAUGCUAUUUAUUGCUAAUUGGUUAGAAAGAUUCUAUUGACGUCAGAUCGCCAUCCGGCGUUAUACUGUUAUAUAUUGACAAAUAUUUUCUCAAGACGUUUUUUGCCCCUAUAACGCGAGAUAUUAUUUAUUGAAUCUUAGGCACACACAAAAUGACGUACUUAUAGUGAAUCAAUUUUCGUUUCCACAUUUGUAACCACAAACGGUAAAAAUAUUUAAAAACACAAUGGAAUUACAAGCGCCGUUAGCUAUUAUCGUAAAUUAGAACAGCAAAUAUAGUAGAAAAAUUAAUUCGACUUUAUAUAAGCGUAGAUCAUAAUUUGCUGAUUCCGCGAUAAAAAAAUUGCGAUUAAAAAUUUGCUUCAUCCGUUUACACGGGAAAAAGUCAAAUAUGAAAUUAAAAGAAUUUCUACAACUUUUCGUCCUGUGUAUCGAUUUCAAAACAAUGGAAUAAAUAUUGAAUGAUACACGCAUAUAUCAUUUCAGAUAUUAAUUCGAAUUAAUUGUCAUUAAUAUUCUCAUAUGUAAAAUAAAGGAGUAACAUGCCGACAUUGUUAAAUUGUUCGGCGAAAUCAAGAAAAUUGCUAUAUUGUCUAAUAUUAAAUUAUAUCGAUCAUGCAUCGUUCUCUCUUGUUUCGUUACUUAUUUAUUUAUUUAAGAUAAAAGGUCUUCGUUCAUAUGCAAUUACAACCGAAUUUAUCAUUUUUUCUUACGUCUCACUUUUCUAUUUGAAACCUUUCCGUCUUUCAGAUUGCUGGUUGAUAAUGUAUGUAGCAUUACAAAAAUGUUAAUAAUACAAUAGAAAGUGAAACUGAUAUAUACAUAUAUACACACACACGUGUGUGUGUGUGUGUGCGUGCGUGCGUGCGUGCGUGCGUGCGUGCGUGCGUGCGUGCGUGCGUGCGUGCGUGCGUGCGUGCGUGCGUGUGUGUGUGUGUGUGUGUGUGUGUCUCAUAUAGGAAGCUGGGCCUCCUUGUCAUUUUGUCUCAGCUUCUUGUAUAUAGUAAAUUAUUUUAUAUUUAAAAAAAUUCAGAUUACACAUAUAAUAAUAUGUUAGUUAAAAAAAGGCAAUAUUUCAUUACGCCACAUCGUAUUACACAGUACUAUGUUCCAUCAGCCUGAUACCUCAUCGUACCAUGAUGCACUGCGCUUCAAAAAAACCGAAAUGCAUAUUUUUAUAAUUGAAUAAUUUGUUGAAAAAAAAACAUACCUGAACGAGAUGACAGAAAACAUACUGAAAGUACAUUGAACGACGAUUCAAUAGUAAUUUGUAUAUUUGUAGAUAAUCUCGAGUAAAAAAAGAAAACUUCCAAAUGCUUUUGUUUCACCUUUUUUACAUUAGUCACUCAUCCGUCGCUCGUCGCUUUGAGAUACAUUUAGUAAUAAUAAUUAUAACAAACGGCUUUCUCUAUUCAAACUACUCAAGGUUUUUGCUUACAAAGAAAAAGGUAGAGCUAAAGAGAAAGAAAAAGCUUAAAAUAAGAAAAUGAAAGAAGCGUGGCCUAAACAUUUAUAAAAGCGAAUAUAAAUAGUAUUUUUAUUAUUUAUAAAUAGUUCUCAUUAACAAAAUGUAUUCUAAUUUAAUUUCUCUCAUAUUUCAUAUUGUACGUGGUUCCUAAUUUAUUAUUAUAUAUAUUAUAUAUAUUAUAUUUACUAUAUAAUAAUAAUGAUACAUAUACUAUUAUUAUUAUUAUUAUUAUUAUUAUUAACUAAUGUAAUUAUGACAAUUUGUUUACUAUUAGAAAUUAUUCUUAUUAUUUCAAUAAAACUAUUUAAUAAGA
Molecule: messenger RNA, 6512 nt
Organism: Monomorium pharaonis (pharaoh ant)
Lineage: Eukaryota; Metazoa; Arthropoda; Insecta; Hymenoptera; Formicidae
Product: histone-lysine N-methyltransferase Suv4-20
Exons: 7
Coding region: 1744-3321 (525 amino acids)
Biological process (GO): epidermal growth factor receptor signaling pathway
Molecular function (GO): epidermal growth factor receptor binding; receptor ligand activity
Source: RefSeq, a predicted model, not a curated record